Molecule: messenger RNA, 685 nt
Organism: Alternaria alternata
Lineage: Eukaryota; Fungi; Ascomycota; Dothideomycetes; Pleosporales; Pleosporaceae
Product: dolichol phosphate-mannose biosynthesis regulatory
Exons: 2
Coding region: 1-282 (93 amino acids)
Biological process (GO): GPI anchor biosynthetic process
Cellular component (GO): dolichol-phosphate-mannose synthase complex; endoplasmic reticulum membrane
Molecular function (GO): enzyme regulator activity
Source: RefSeq, a predicted model, not a curated record
AUGGCCACUAACAAUAGGAAGGCCGAUCGCCUUGUAGGUCUCAGCAUGCUCGUCGCAGCGACUGCCAUCUUCGUCUACUACACCGUGUGGACUCUGUUCAUGCCCUUCGUGGAUGACGACCACAUCCUUCACUCCCUCUUCCUGCCACGCGUCUGGGCCAUCCGCAUCCCCGUCAUCCUCAUCAUCCUUGGUACCACCGUCGUCGGUAGCUUCCUCUCGGUAGUCAUGAUAAGGAGCAACCGAAAGAAGGCGCUCAAGGCCAAGCAGAAGAAGGCCUCAUAGAAGGGGGACACAGACGCUUGCAUCGCGGAUGCCGAGCUUAGUCUUCCAAGAUAGGAGUAAAAGUUUAGGAGGGCGCAACAACAUUAGAUUGCGCCUGUGUAAUUGGCUUGGUGGCUGUGAAAUGAAUAUGGAAUCGUCGUUCAGAAUUUGAUUCUUGCCCAUAUGACGUUGCAGUUCUUUUCGAUGUUGGCCCUAGGAGGUGAAGCGGCUCUGGCAUGCGACAGAUGACCUUUAUGAAUAGGAGUAAAGCUUGGAGCGGACACAUGAAUGUUCAUUGCGCGCCAACAAACUUCUUCUGAUGGCUAGACAGACAAAGGCAUAAUAACUUCGUCAGAUGUUAUUCCCAACUAUACACUACAUGAUGUUACAAUUCUCCUCAGUAAUGAUAACCGGUCCACCUUCU